UAUUGUCAUUAUAUUGGACUAAGCUCUCAACUGAGGUUAAUAUCUAUCCGUAUCUCUACUCAGUAAACACUACGACCAAUCAGAAAAAAUAUGCCUGUAACCACCCCAAGUGCCAGACUUGAAGUCUUCCCAUUACUGCUGUUAUUUGUAUUAUGUAUUGUUGUUUGUAAUAGUAAAACUAUUGGUAGUCAUGAUUACUGUAUUAUUGGUGCUGGUCCUGGAGGUUUACAACUAGGUUAUUAUAUGGAACAAGCUAAAAGAGACUAUAUCAUCUUUGAAAGAUCCAAUACUUCUGGAAGCUUCUAUGAAAAAUAUCCACGUCAUCGUAAACUUAUCAGCAUUAAUAAACGUCAUACUGGUCAAUCAAAUAAAGAAUUUAACAUGAGACACGAUUGGAACUCUUUAUUAAGUCAUGAUGAAUCUUUGUUAAUGAAAUACUAUUCUAAAGAAAUGUUUCCACCUGCUGAUAAUUUGCUCAAAUAUUUAAAUGAUUAUCAAACUAAAUUGGGCAUAGAUGUACAAUUUAAUACUGAAAUCAGUAAUAUACAUACAGUAGAGAAUGUUUCCGCACCUGAUGGGCAUUUAUUUCAUAUGAAUGAUCAACAUGGUAACAGUUAUAUUUGUAGAACAUUAAUUACUGCCACUGGUAUGUGGGUACCAAAUAUUCCUGAUGUUGAUGGUAUAGAACACACUGAUGGUUAUGAAAACAUGUCUCUCAAUACUGAUGAUUAUGAAGGCAAAACUGUUCUUAUCUUAGGCCGAGGUAAUUCAGCUUUUGAAACUGCAGAUUGGAUUUAUGGUUCAACAAACUUGAUUCAUAUGGUGGCUAGAUCAAGAGUACGAUUAUCUUGGGCUACUCACUAUGUUGGUGAUUUAAGAGCAAUCAAUAAUGGUUUGUUAGACACUUAUCAGCUGAAAUCUCUAGAUGGUGUAUUAGAGGCUGCUAUUAACGAGGUGAAAAUAGUGAAACGUGGUGAAAAACUUCAUCUUGAUUUAUCCAGUGAAGAUGCGGAAGAUGAUAACCUGAAUGAAGUUGAUAUGUACCUAGAUAAUUUUGCUAUAAGAGAACCCUAUGAUAAAAUUAUCAGAUGUUUGGGUUUUACAUUUGAUACAUCUAUAUUUGGCAAUAGUACCAAAAUGUUAAGAAAAGCUGCUGGUUUAAGAAUUAGUAAAUAUCCCUCCAUUGAUCAUAAUUAUGAGUCGACAUCAACUAAAGGUUUAUUUAUUGCUGGUACAGCCAGUCAUUCUUUAGAUCAUAGAAAAUCUGCUGGUGGUUUCAUUCAUGGCUUCAGAUAUACAGCUCGGGCCUUACAUCAUAUAUUAGAACAAAGAUAUGAAGAUGUCGUCUGGCCUCAUAAAACAUAUGAUAGUCGAGAGUUAUUGAGUGUUGUAUUGAAAAGAUUAAAUGAAGCAUCUGGGCCAUAUCAAAUGUUCAGUGUUUUAGGUGAUAUUAUAGUGUUUAGAGACAAUAAAAAGACAUUUGAAUAUUAUGAAGAAUUUCCCAUCCAUCUUCUGCAUGAUUUUACUAAUAUAACUGGUAGUGAGGCUAACGAAGUUAUAGCUGUGGUCUUACAAUAUGGUGCUAAUUUCUCGGGACCUGGUAAUGAUAUCUUCCGAUCUGACAGGGCUACUGGUGAUCCUUCAGAAGCUCAUCAAUCUAACUUUUUACAUCCAGUAUUAUAUUAUUACAAACAAUUACCAACAGCAUUUGAAAUGAAGACUAAAAAACGUCAUGAAAUUUUACCUCGUCCAAAUUUAAUGCAUCAUACUGUAGAAGAUUUCUUAACCAUGUGGGAUGCUCCAAUCAGCCAUAUUUUACCAUUGAGACGUUUUAUUGAAGAUGUAAUCAAAUCUGAUAUGCGUCAUUACUUUGUUGAAGAUUGUUUUAGAUUGUCAAUGUUACACACAACUUUACCUGACGGUUGUCAAAUAGUUAGUAAUAUAUGUAUCAGACGCCAGUACUAG
Messenger RNA from Lottia gigantea (owl limpet), 1965 nucleotides. RefSeq lists its product as hypothetical. Bases 91 to 1965 code for a protein of 624 amino acids. Gene Ontology annotation, molecular function: monooxygenase activity; flavin adenine dinucleotide binding. The transcript has 11 exons. Lineage: Eukaryota; Metazoa; Mollusca; Gastropoda; Lottiidae. The record is from RefSeq and is a predicted model, not a curated record.